This is a messenger RNA of Pocillopora verrucosa, 2822 nucleotides long. RefSeq lists its product as uncharacterized. The record is from RefSeq and is a predicted model, not a curated record. Gene Ontology annotation, biological process: positive regulation of transcription by RNA polymerase II. NCBI's taxonomy places the organism in Eukaryota, Metazoa, Cnidaria, Anthozoa, Scleractinia, Pocilloporidae. Gene Ontology annotation, molecular function: protein binding; transcription cis-regulatory region binding. Gene Ontology annotation, cellular component: nucleus.
UGAAAUCGAAUCGAAACUCAAGACUGGAAGAUUUGAAAUCCGAGAUACAGAAACUUGAGUACAUGUAUUCCCGCAAAACAAGUUAGCCUGGCUUAGGUAUGAAAUUCCUAACGGUGCCGAAUUGUACUGAAGUGGAUUUUACAAGCUGCGUUUGGCCCUAUCUUCCGCAAUUUUUGCAUCGAAGUCGGCUUCUAUACAGGUGAGGUACUAGCUUUUAGGAAUCCAUCAACCAAGAUGAUGGCACAACACAAACGGAAGUUAUGGCCAGACGAUAUAAUACUUAUUUCAUGCUUGAGUUAAGAUGUUAGGUACCUCGCGUCGUUCACAUUAGUACGGUUUUAAAAUUUUUUUUUCGAUGAGUCUCGGCCAUGAAGGUAACAAAGGAAUUCCACUUCAUCGGGCAGCUGCCCUGGGUUGCAGACGAGAUGUGGAACAACUGAUUCUCUCCGGUACGAAAGUAGACGUGCAGACAAGGCGCGGACGCACUGCACUUCAUUACGUCUCGGAGAAUGGGAACGCAGAUAUUUUAGCGCUGUUAAUAAAGUUCGGAGCAAAAGUCGACCUUCCCAACAAGUGGGGAAGGACUGCUCUUCACUAUGCGGCCAGUAAAUACAGGUUGGAUUGCCUGCAGAUCCUUCUAAAAGGGGGAGCAGACCCGAAUAAACAGGAUGUAGACCGUCAGACUCCGCUGUUUCACGCAAUAGCUGCCUCAGAAGGGUCACAAAAAGAAGAUUGCGUUAGGAAGACUCUUUUGCUUUUGAUUUCGGGUGGUGCAAAUGUGGACAUUCCAGACAAAAGUGGAAUUACUCCUCUCCACAUAGCAGCCGAACUCGGCGACAGUAAGAUCUGCGUCGACUUGAUCAAGCAAGGAGGGGCACGUGUGGAUGCAAGAGACCAACAUGGGGCUACUCCCUUACACUACGCCUCUUACCACCAUCGUAGGGCUGUGGUGAAAGCUCUACUCUCGCUUGGGGCUUGCUCUGCUAUCCUAGACAACGCGGGCCUCUCGGCAAAAUUCUAUAUGAAGAAACGGAGAUACAUAACCAAUUCAGAAGUGCCGAUCUCCCCGGAAAACGUUUUGCUGCAAUAUCCAAGUAAAGAAUCGAGAGAGACGUUGAAUGGUCGUGUGGAAAAUAUGGACAGUCCUUGUUUUGAAAACGUCGUAGAUGAUUUUGGAAAGUCUCAAGUUGAAAGGUAUUUGCAUUUCGAAAUGAAUUAUGACCCACUCUUCACCAGUGGUGUGACAGAGAACGCUUCUUUAAGCUCUUUGCUCAUCCGAUUGAACGAGACUGAGGGUUUGGGACUAGUCGAGCGGACACCGGAAGUGGAGUUAGUCGAACAGGACAUCAGGUUUUAUAUCGAAACUGCUCUAGGAGGCAUGGUUCGGGUGCAUCCAAAGUUCACUUACAAGCUUGUACAAGCGGGCAGCACUGUGGAAAACACUAAGGUUGGCGAACCCGAUGAGGUUGAUUAUAUGUGCAUUCUUACAGAACUUUCGAAAGCAUGUUAUGUUUGCGAGUGUCCCAAUGAUCCCCCUGGAUAUUUGAAAAUACGUAUAAACGACCGAGAGGAAGACUUGUGGAAUGAUUUCCUGGAUGAAGCUGGUUAUCUGAUUGCAGAGAGGCUACAUAUCCACUUUCAUUCCCUUUUUGACAGACACUCCGAGGAAGCUGACCUCACUGCAAUGUCCACUCGAUUACACAAGCUUCGAAACUACAAUAGCGGCCGGAACAGCGUUGGUGUUACUGUGGAUAACUCUCAGACUAAGCCCGGGUCGCGGUUGUUCUUCCUGUGGCGUGGAUGUCACUUUAAGUGGAUGAUAGUAACAGUCGAUCUUAUUCCUACAAUAGAAAUCAUCGGUUGGCCUAACAGUGCCCUUGUACCUGCAGAAAAAGGAUUUGAAUACUACCAUGUCAUACCCAAAGUUUCGCCAACAAUUCAGAACAGUCCGUCUGCUUCCCUGUAUUGGCGAAUUUCGACUUCCAUGGCCGAGAAACAGAUCAUAAGCAAACUAACAAGCCCCGCACGCGCUUGUUAUACAAUAUGCAAGUCUCUCAAGCAAUGUCCAGAUCUGGACGUGUUAUUUCACGAAAAUGCAACUCGGGCUAACACUGAUGAACUGCAUAUGCUAUCAGAAACUCUACAUAAAUUACGGUUGUAUGAUGGGCUUAUCAACUCUUAUCUGAUCAAGAUGAUCUUUUUUCGAGAAAUCGAGAAUCGUAAAGUGACGUCAGGUUGGAGUUGGCAGACUGUCGGAAACUGGGUGCUACAUAUACUUGUCAGAUUGCUGGAAGAGUUAAAACGAGGCUUUGUUUCGUCGUAUUUUCUCCGAAAUUAUAACGUGUUGAAUGUUGAAGGUUUGAUCUAUUCUGUCAAUGAGCAUGUACAUUCAGUGGACGAGAAUAAUCUCGAUUCCCAGCGGCAACAAAUGCUGCAAAACAACAAGCCGUAAUUACCGCUCCGACUUUAUGAUGUUUAUUGACUCCACAUUACGUUUUAACUUUGUUCAGAUUAACCCUUUAACUCCCACGAGUGACCAAGACAGAAUUUCUCCUUACCAAAUAAAAAUGAUUUAAAAAAUAAUAAUAAAAUAAAAUUUACUUGAACCUCCUCUUAGGCUCAGUAGUAUUCUAUUGAUUCCCCCUCAUUACGGAAGUCAGUUUUCUAUAGAGCCCCCAUCAUACUCUAAUAUAAUUGGCCAAUAUAUAUUUCCGUUUUAACGAUUAAAGAAAAAUUACAUCAAGAACUGUCUUCUCUGCAUGGCUAAAUUGUAUCGCUUUGAUGUGAUGGAGUAACGGAACCAGCGCUUGGUGAUUCUUGAU